This is a messenger RNA of Pelobates cultripes (western spadefoot toad), 7213 nucleotides long. The record is from the annotation of a GenBank genome assembly. Lineage: Eukaryota; Metazoa; Chordata; Amphibia; Anura; Pelobatidae.
AUGGGGACUAACUUAUCAACGCAUACUAAUAUGAUUCCUUGUGGCACGCUCGCCUGCAUGGAAGACGUAGAGGUAAAAUGCUGCACGUUUCCGAAGUGUGAAUGAGUGUGAAACAUUUUUAAACUUCUCAAUACUCCAAGUAUGUUAGAAGUAAAAAUAAACAAAUAUAUAAAUCAAGGAUUUUGUCUUGUUAAAGUUUGAAUCUAUGAUAAGUAUUCUUUUUAACAGCAUAUAUAUUUUUGUGAAAUAUUGAAAAAUAAACUAAACAGAUGAUAAGAAUAACAUGCUAUUUUUUUAGUAAACUAUAUAAGGCAUGUGUGGUUAAAACAGAUGCAUUCCCCAACCCCUCCUAGCUCUACAAUAGCUGCUGUGCUCUGGCCACUCCAUACAAAUAGAAAAGUCUAAAAUAUUUCCCUUUUAAAUGUCACAGCAUUGCUCCUUUAAGAUUAGAAGCUCUAGCGAAGCAUGCUGGGAGUGGUAGAGUCCAUGACGUUGUUUGUUGCUGCUUGUAUACGUGUGGUAGGUGACAGGCAGCUGUGCAGCCAGGUAAGGGAUACAAUGUCUAUAACCCAACGUUCCAAGGGAACCUGGGAAUGGAAUGUGCAAUGCCUUAUUAAAAGCCUGGCAUGUGCAGAUAGGUAGGUUGGUCCCACUUAUGGCACUGGAAUAUAUGCUUAACACCAUGUAUUAGUAAUAUAUAUAUAUAUAUAUAUAUAUAAUCUAGCUGCAGUUUCUUUGAUUAGUAAGGUGGCAUAGCAGAAUGCUGUCUGUGAUUACCUUAUUACUGCAUGGAAUAGAUUGUGCAGGGAUGGAUUCUGCCACCUAAUUCAGUCUAUUGACAAUGUACUGAGAAGAACAAUACUGUGUUUGUUUUGCAGCAAAUCACAAGGCUCAGAUCUGGCUCCAUUGAUGUUUGUUCAAACCAGGAUAUGGCUCAGAUCUUUCUACUGAAUCCUGGUGUUCCUUUGGACAGAAUGAGAGGAAUAUGGAAAAUGUGUGGGUGUUGGGUGUCGUGUGUGCAUGCUUUCUAAUUCCUCAUAGAAGUCAGUGAAAGGCUGCAUGUGUGAGUGGUGUCCCUUUCAACAAACAAACAAAUCCACAAUUAAAUAAUGCUAGUGCAAGAUACUGCAUACUUCGUUAGAUUGUGGGUGUAAAACAGAGAUGUAGAGGGGAUAAACCAAAAGCAGUAGGGAGCACACGCCAGCUUUACAUCAUAGGCCCCUAAUCUCCCUUAAAAAUAACAACAAACAACAAAAAUAAGAACAUGAUCAUUUAAAUAUGAUAAAAAUCGGGUGUGCGUGUAUAUAGUCUGUGUGUUUUGUUUGUAUAGUUGUAUGUGUAGUAAUGUGUGUACGGCAAAUCUAGACUUUGCGAGGCCUUAGGUGAAACUCCAAAUUGAGGCCCCCACUGCAUACUUGCCAACUGUCACGUUUUUGCCGGGAAAAUCACCCUCCCGGGACAGUCCCAGCAACUUGCUGGCCAUGUGCUUUUAUUAUUUUCCCUCGGACUGUUACAGUCUGAGGGAAUUUAGGACAGAGGUGAUGGGGACUGCACUGACAGUCUCCCUUCCGAUUUUCCAGCAGCUUCCCCUUCACACAGGCUCCUGCUCUGCCUUGCGGAUGCAGGUUUCGCCCCACCCACCCUUGCCAGGAAACUCCGCCUCCUGCCACCAAGCUCUGCCACCACUGUUAAGCAGGAGACCUUGCUGCAGUUGGAAGAGGACAGAACAUGGCUUCCUGACCUCCCAGCAAUAGCCUCCAGUGCCAGGUAGGCUUGAUAUACUCAGGUGUGUGUGUAUCUGCUAGUGAGAAAGCUUGUGUGUGUCAGUGAGCUUGUUUGUAGUGAGUUUGUGUGUGUCAGUGAGCUUGUCUGUAGACCACCAGGGCACAGCACCCCUCAUACACAAACAGCACCCCUCAUACACAAAUCGCACCCCUGACACAAAGCACCCCAGCACACACACACAUAUACACUUAGCACCCCUCACACACACAGCAUUUGUCACACACUGCACCUCUCUCUUACACACAGAGCACCCCUGACACAAAAUCCACCUCACACACACAGCACCUCUGACACACACACAACCCUUGUUGUGCCCUUGUCACAAACUGCACCCCCCACACACAGACACAGCACCCGUCACAAACUGCACCCCUACACACACCACACAUACACCGCACCCCUCUUUGCAGUCUCUGUGUGUAUAAAGUAGCCUGUGUGUAUUCAACAGUGUGUGAAUUCUGCCAUCUGUGUGUGUAGUCAGCGGUCUCUGUGUGUGUGUGUGUGUAUUCAGUGUACUGUGUGUAUGCACUCUGUAUGUGUGUGUAUUCAGCAGUCUGUCUUUGUGUACUUAGCAGUCUGUCUGUGUGUACUCCGCAGUCUGUUGAGAAACAAACAAAGUGGGUGUAGCGUUUGUGUGGUUUAUAGCGGUUGUAGUCUGUGUAUUGUCGGUGUAUGGUAUAAAUAGGAUAAAUACUUGCAAAAACAUAAAAUACAAGAAUAUAGUUUUUCGUUCUUGAUCCAAGGAGAUAUCUCACUGCUAUUCUGGGGAAGGUUUUUUCCCUAGUUUGUUGCACAAUUGGAAAUGCUUCAAAUUGUUUUAUUUUUAUUUAUUUUUUUUGCCUUCUUUAGAUCAACCGCAAAAACAAAAGUGAGAGAGGCUGAAUUUAAUGAACACGUCUCUUUUCAGCCCAUGUGACUAUGUAUGUGAAGUGUGGGUAUCUAUUAUUUGUGUAUAGAGGAUGUAAUAUGUGUUUAAAGGACUUAGGCCUAUAGUCACACUGUGUGACAAAUCUUUACAGAGCCCCUCCCACUAUGAGGCACACCCCAUCAUCCAAUACCUCCCACUAUGAGGCACACCCCAUCAUCCAAUACCUCCCACUAUGAGGCACACCACAUCAUCCAAUACCUCCCACUAUUUAAAAACUCCAAUUCUUUUUAAUCCCAAAACAAAGAGAUUAGAAAACUUGAUAAUACAUUUUAACUAACAGAUGUUACACUUAUAAGUGCGAUAAAAGUAUAAUUAUUAAGUAAAACAGCAGUAAUCAAACUAAAGUUUGGCCCUGUUUAGUGUGUAGCAAGUUCAGAGCCAGAAUGAUGAUUGAACAUUAUAAGGAUAUGUAUUAGGGAUCGACCAGUAUUAUUCCAGAGCUGAUGAUGAUGCAGAUUGUGUUGCCCUUUGGUCUGAUUCCUGAUAACCAGUGUCAAUAUUCUGUAAAUUUAAAAUUUAGAAAAAGCAGCACAAUUUCUACGCACAUUUGGCAAUACGUCAACAUACUGGCAGCAAUCACACUCCUAUCACUCUCUGGCAGCCAGUACAUGCUGGGAUCAGUGAGAUCCCAACAUAUACAGUUCUGCUACUGAUAGGAAUGUGAUUGCUGACAGCAGUCACACUCCUAUUACUCUCAGUCAGCCAGCCCAGUACAUUACAGUGGAUUAUUCACUGUCUUACCUCCCUGCCUUCAGUUUUUCUCUGCAUGCGGGGACCCACAGGGAGGGGUGACGUGAGGUUGUGAUGUGGCGCCUCAUUGGCUGGCUGUUGGAGUUUCUGGACACAGAAGAUGGUGUGCAGGGAAUGGGAGAGAUGAAUAAGUUAUUGUUAAAUAACAGGACCGAUACCGAUUAUCAUAAAUAUGUAGAAUUUAGGCUCUUAGAAUUGGCAGAACCGAAAAUCGGUCUAUCCCUAAUAUGUAUAGUGAUCAAUUGUGGGUCAAAGUUGUAAAAAUAGAGCAGCAGCACUCCAUUAAUUCCCAUGGUGAUUACUCCACCUGCACUGUGAAUGUUUACAUGGUGUGUUCAAUAAAAACAUGGCAACAUUUCAUUCUUUGUGUGUUAUUAGUUUAAGCAGACUGUGAUUGUCUAUUGUUGUGACUUAGAUCAUGAUCAGAUCACAUUUUAUGACCAAUUUGUGCAGAAAUCCAUAUCAUUCCAAAGGGUUCACAUACUUUUUCUUGCAACUGUAUGUAUUUAUUUGUGAGCAGUGUUGGCAUUUGAGUGCAGUUGUAUGUCUGUAUGUACUGUUGCUAUUUGAAAGCUGUGGUGUACUUGUGUGUAGAGUUGGCGUUUGGUAGUAAGAUUUCAGAUGUCUGUUGCUUGCUCAUUUUGUGUAGUUCCAGCUCAUCGUUAAGUGUAACUGAUUCUUUAAGUUCAUUGAAGUAGUCUGGGUGCAGUGUCCCAGUCCCCUUAACCUUGCAGCUGAAAUUUUUUUGCUGUUUUAGAGAAACUGCAAUGUUUAUAUUACAGGGUUAAGACUGCCAGUAGUGGCUGUUUACAAGAGAGCCACUAGAGGCACUUCUUGGUUCUUCACGGAGUUUAACUCUGUGAAACGACGUUGGAUGUUUUCACGCUAUGCAUGAGGACAUCCAGGGCCCCCUUGCGCUGAUGUUGGUGGAGGUGGAGAUGAAGCCAGUACUGAGGGACAUCUGUGCUGGAGUCAGGUAAGUGUUUAAUGGAUUUUUAACCCUUUGAUUGCUGUGAAAGCGCAAAGGCAGAGGGAAACAAUACUAUUAGAAGUACAGCUUUGUAUUCCUAACAAAAGCAAAAAGAAAAAAUUAGGGCAGCGCUAUCAAUUGCAAAUGUGCACACCAAGUGCUACAUACAAGUUUAUUGAAGGACAGAAAGUAUUCCUAACACUAUAGUGUUCCUUUUAAUAUUCCAACAGAAAAUAAAAUUUUUAACCUGUGUGUUUGUUCUUGGCAGAUAUAGGUAUACUUGGUCCUUAAAGGCACACUAUAGUCACCUGAACAACUUCAGCUUAAUGAGGUUGUUCAGGUGAGAACUAUAGCUCCCUGCAGCCUUUCUCAUGUAAACACUUUAUUUUCUGAGAAAAUACAGUGUUUACAUUGAAAGCUAGGAACACCUCCAGUUGCAGUCACUCAGAAUGCCACCAGAGGGACUUCCGAGUUGAUGGAGGCAUAAUAUGCCUCCAUCCAAUCAGAUCUGCUGUGCACGAGCAUCCUGUGAUUCAGUAUCUUCUCCCACUGCUGCAUACUUUCCUCAUAGAGAUUCAUUGAUUCAAUUCAUCUCUAUGAGGAGAUGCUGAUUGGCCAGGGCUGUGUUUGAAUCAUGCUGGCUCUGCCCAUGAGCUGCCUCCUUGUCAGUCUCAGCCAAUCCUAUGGGGAAGCACUGUGAUUGGAUCAGGCUAUCACGUCAGCAGACUGCUUGUUUUUCCUGAGUCUAACAGCAUGCAGAGUUACAGCUUCUGGCUUGAAUACAGUAAGAUUUUUACUAUAUUUAUGGAGGCAUGAGGGGCCCAGGGGGGCUAGAUGGUCAUGUUAACACUAUAGGGUCAGGAAUACAUGUAGUUGCACUGGUUACUAUAGUGUCCCUUUAACCACCAACCAUUUGACAGCUUUUCACUAUCUGGUUAAAAAUAUUUGUUUCUCUUCCUUAUAGAGAUGUCUACAUAUGUGUCGAGGGCAAUUAUUUAUACACCGAUCAGCCACAACAUUUUUUAUGUGUUUUUCUUUUUAUUCUAUUUUAGAAAAUGCCUUGGAAGCCAUGAGAUUACUUCACAUAUGACAAGAGAGAGUGCUCAUCCUGUGCUAUUGUCGUCACUGCAAAAUACACAUAAAGCCAUGUUAGGGUAGGUAAGUGAGUGCACUGGUACUUCACGUAGACUUUUUAUAGACAUUUGAUUCUAAACGCCCCUCCCCACCUCUCAGCUUGAAAUGCUUUCAAACAGUGGAGUAAGUGUUAUUUCUUCACCAUGCAAUGUGUGAGCAUGUUGUGUAUGUCCCUAUCUUCCCCCCAUCCCCUCCACCCAGGAGGCAUUUAAACUGUGAAUGGAAAUGUCAAUAAAUUGUUAGCACUCAUGGUAUCUCUGCUAUAUGCUCAUUGAGCAGUUCCACUGAUCAGAUCCGAUGAGGGGUUUAUGGGAUAAAACCAGUCUCUAUAGACCAGAAUGUGAGCUUGCUGACUGGUAGAGCCUAUUCCUCAUGUGGGAGAGAUAUUCAAGUGCUUCUCUGGCAUCAUGUAUAAGUGCAGCAGCUUUGGGAAAUUUAAUGAUUUCAUCACUCCAAGCACCAUAACUACUACAGCACGCUUUAGUGGUUAUGGUGCAAGGAGAGACUUGGCACCCCCUAAUACUAGUAAUAUGAGUAAGUACUCAAACUAUUUUCACCUGGCUUGAUUUCUUAUCUGGGGUCUACUGGGCAAAGCUCCUUGCCUCCACUACAUCAGCCAGAGAGCUGGAGUCUCUCUUUCUGAACUUAGCCUGGACGUGCAGGGCAUGGCCUAGCUCAUUGGCUAAGAGAGAUCAGCUCCCAUCCAACUCCAUUCUAAAACUGUUUGACUACUUACAAUUGGGAACACCAGGACACUCCUGGCACCAUAACCACUGUAGUGGUUAUAAUGUUGUUAGUGUUCCUUUAAUACAAAAAAUGUUGGUCACUUCCAUCUGGAGCUUUAUUUUAACCAUGAAAUGUGAAUUACCAUAUUGGCAGUUAUACUAACUAUAUUUUAUCUUCUGAAAUAGUUUUGUUGAUUUUUUUUUUUUGUGACUAUCCCAAUCAUAGUAUUAUUAAACAUUAAUAUGUAUGAAUAUAUGGCCAUUGUGUUAGAGAGAUGUUUGUUUAUAUUACUUAAAAAUACAUUACACAUUUUUUUAAUUUUCUCUUUACAGUGUCUUUUUAGUACACUGUAUGCUAAGGAGAAAUAGAUGUGUUGUCGGUCACAGCAGCCUCAGGGUCAGAGUCCAUCUCCCUUCCUGCUCUGGCAGACGCCAGUCAUAAUGGGAGUUGCAGUUGGAAGUUUCCCUUUUUUUCUGCAGCUCCUGUGGCUGUUGAUUGUAAUAGCUACCAAACUCAUAGAAUGUUAACCUCAUUUAGUUUACUGGGAGUUUCAGUUCAUAGCAGCUAUAGUGGUAGUAAGCAGACAGACAAAUCCUCUAAGAUAUUUACAUGCUUCAGUGGUGUAGAGAUCCUACUGCAAACUGCAAUCUUGGUGUUCUGUUAGCAGGCAAAGACCGUGCAUGUAUGAUGGUUGUCCCAAUCUGAGACUUGCUUGCACUGACAAGUACUGCAAUGUACUGUAAACCUAUUUUAUAUCUGAGGCAUUGAAAUGGCUAAGGGAGUAAUAUUCAACAUUUCAUGCAAAUAAACCAUUUGGUGGACGUAUACAUGUAUACAAUACUGUUUCAUUGGUGGGAUGUAGCAGAAAUGUAAUCAUCAAUAUGUAUUUCUCUCACAGAGCAUUCCAUACUUGGUGCUGA